Molecule: messenger RNA, 591 nt
Organism: Letharia lupina
Lineage: Eukaryota; Fungi; Ascomycota; Lecanoromycetes; Lecanorales; Parmeliaceae
Exons: 1
Coding region: 1-591 (196 amino acids)
Source: RefSeq, a predicted model, not a curated record
AUGGCUCUCACACCUCCCUCCACCCCACCCUCUCCUUCCUCACCCACCAUCAACAACAACCUCUCGGACAUCUUCUCCGACUCGUCCCCCACCUCUCCCACCACAGCCGAUCCUUCAGAUAUCCCGCGCCUCCGUAGCACGCACUCCACAGCCGGCUACCGGGCCGGAAUCUCCGCUUCCAAACAGCGGUCCCUGCAGCCCGGUUUCGACGAAGGAUACUCCCUCGGCGCAGUCUUCGGGCUGCGUGUGGGUUACAUACUUGGGGCGUUAGAGGGAUUAUGUGCUGCCCAUUCGCAGGAGAGUGUGGACAGGAAGGGACUCGGGCAGUUGGUGAAGGAGGCGAGAGAGCAUCUGGCCAUUGAGAAGAUUUUUGGGAGGGAGUGGUGGGGUGAGGAUGGGAUCUGGAGGUAUCAGGUUCAGGGAAAGGGAGAGGAGGUUACGUUUCGGGAUGUGGUUGAUGCGCAUCCGCUUGUGAGGAGCUGGGUAGAGAGAGUAGACCAGGAGAUGAAGGUCGCAGGGGUAAAGGUGGGAAGGUUCGAGGGAAGGGAGUGGGAAGAAGGAAGAAUGGACAAGGAGGCAGGGUUGGGGUGA